AAAUUCGUGGAUUCUUCAUUGUGAAACGUCAGUCGUUGUAUUGAAGUAUGGAAUAUGAAUUAUACCUAUAAUGGUAAAUGAUAUUCUACAACUUACUUAAGUUGAACUCUUUCCUGAAUUUUAAACCAUUUUAAAGUAUACGUACUAUAGUAUUAUAAUUACAAACGUUUAUAAUAAGAAUAUGAUAUUGUUUGAAUACUAUGUAGCCCCACUGCCGAUACACAGUUAAGCAGUGCUCAUCAAUUGCAACACAGUAUUUUGUCCACUAAUCAAAUAAAUGGACCCGCUCAGCGACGAUACUAUCCCUUUCGGGGAGGAGAACACUACAAACUCUGGAAAAUUACCGCAUCCAUGUGUAACUUUUUUUCACUUAUUCUUCAGAGUGUCUGCUGUUGUCAUCUAUUUUUUCGGAAGAAUAUUUACUGAAAGCUUUAUCACAUUAUUUGUUCUUAUAAUUUUAUUAUUAUCUAUGGACUUUUGGAUUGUGAAAAAUAUAACAGGUCGUAUUAUGGUCGGCCUCAGAUGGUGGAAUUAUGUAGACGAUGAUGGGGUUUCACAUUGGGUUUAUGAAUCACGAAAGCAUCGAAUUAACUCCAGUGAAUAUAGAAUAUUUUGGGCUGGACUAUGGUCUGUCACUGGAAUGUGGAUUUUAUUCUUUAUCACAUCAUUCUUUAGCAUAAAUUUUAAAUGGAUGUUAUUGGUCAGCAUAGCGUUGACUUUAAACAUUGCAAAUUUGUAUGGUUAUAUUAAAUGCAAAGGAGGGAAUCAAGAUAACCUGGGUAUUUCUUCAAUGGCCAGUAGUUUUAUUUUUCAAAACAUUGGAAAAGUAAGAGAGACAAUGUCAAGUUUAAAUAAUCCUCCAAGCAGUCCACCAAAUAUAAAACCAACUGGUAUUGUCUAAUAUUAAAGAAAAAAUGAAUUGUUACUCCAACUGUAUGGCUAAAUGUAAAUUAUAAUUAUCUGUAUGUACCAUUACCAUAACUAUAUAUUAUAAUUGUGUACAUGGGUAAAUGAAUUAUGAAGUCUAAUAAAAAAACAACAUGCAUUAUUAAAGAGUUUACAAAUACAAAGAAAUACAAAUAUUUGCUUUAUAUCAAAAAAAAAAAAUAAUAAUAAUAAUACUUUGGUCU
Myzus persicae (green peach aphid) is the source of this 1130-nucleotide messenger RNA. RefSeq lists its product as uncharacterized. Lineage: Eukaryota; Metazoa; Arthropoda; Insecta; Hemiptera; Aphididae. Gene Ontology annotation, cellular component: Golgi membrane. The coding region runs from base 278 to 901 and encodes 207 amino acids. Gene Ontology annotation, biological process: protein secretion; vesicle-mediated transport. The transcript is spliced from 7 exons. The record is from RefSeq and is a predicted model, not a curated record.